AUGACUCUUACGAUGUCAGGAGACAACAUAACUUUGAACGGUUCAUCUAGAAAUUUAUGUGAUAAUGCGUCUGAAAGAAUUUUUGACACCGGUUUAAAACGGAAAGACAAUGGCACUAAAGAAAACCAAUUGACGUUAGACGAAUUCCGAACGACAAUAAACCAAAACUACAAUCCAGAAGCGAAUCCUAUUUAUACCUUUUCACCUGAGAGCGCGGAAUCAUCCGAGUCUCAAGAAUCAAGCUCUCAUGAGUAUUCUAGUUAUCCAAAUGGGAUCUCAUUUCAAAAUAGCCGCCGAGAAAAUACAACGGUUGAGAAAAAUAACUUUGAAAAAGAUGCUUUGAAUUCGGAAAUAUUUUCCCAAGAUGGCCAGUCAUACCAGCAACACCAACAACAAACAUCAGAACAAUAUGAACAUUCGGGUAUCAGUCAUCAUAUGCAUUAUCAGCAGCCACAGCAGUUUCAACAUCAGCAGAACAUUCAAAAUCAAUCUAGAAUCAAAAGGUGGCAAAUGAAACCAGAAGUGCAAAGCCAUCCAGUAUUUUCACAAUCCAAUCAUCAACGUCUGAUGUCUGUUCAUAGAGGUAAUCAGCGCAAACAAAGCAGUGGUAAAAGGUCAAGAACUGCAUAUUCAAGUGCCCAAUUAUUUGAGCUUGAAAAAGAAUUUCUUUGUGGGCGUUAUUUAUGUCGACCCCGGCGGAUUGAGAUGGCAGCGGCCUUGUCACUAACAGAGAGACAAAUCAAAAUAUGGUUUCAAAAUCGUCGAAUGAAGUUUAAAAAGGAGCAGACUUCCGUAAAGCCUGAAGGUAACCCAAUAAAAUCAGUUAAAACUGAAAUGAAGUCUGAAACAAAACAAGAAUUGAUUGAUCAUUCAUCGUCAACUUCAUUGCGAAAUAUUUUGCCUUCUCAAAAUGAUCAAAAACUCGAGUAUUAUUCUAAUUCAGAGAGCUAUUUAUACACUUCACCUCCAGUGUAUACUCCAUCAGUUCAUCAAAGUUACGACCGAAUUGCGAGUUUUAAUGACUUUGUUAAUCACAAUAAUCGACGGCAAGUAUUUCCUAGCAUUACUGAAAAACAAAACGCAAUGGACGUGCCAGAUUAUCGAGUCAUUUAUCAAACACAACAAUUAAGUGAGCAAAAUAACGAGCAACAAGUUUCAAAGUCGAAUUCAUCUGUUGAACGCAAUGAGUGUUUCAAAGAUUAUGGGAGAACAGAAAUUUAUCAAUACCAAGAAUAUGCAUGGUAUGGUUCAGCAAACUCCUACAUAAAUAAUAAUUACUCUACAUCUCACCCCGGAACUAUGAAUUACCACCACCGAAAUAACUACGGAAAUCUCCUUGAAAAUACUAAUGGAUUUCAAGAUUACCCUUCAUCGAUACCCCCUGAUUUUCCAUUAUGGUCAAAUACUUAUCAUUCGGAAUCAACGGAUAUUGAAAAAACCAUCGACACUGAUGAUGCCGUACGCGAUACUGACUUAGAAACCACGAACUUAACGAAUUUGUAGUGACUGUAUUUUUUUACC
Messenger RNA from Microplitis mediator, 1521 nucleotides. RefSeq lists its product as uncharacterized. Gene Ontology annotation, molecular function: RNA polymerase II cis-regulatory region sequence-specific DNA binding; DNA-binding transcription factor activity, RNA polymerase II-specific. Gene Ontology annotation, biological process: regulation of transcription by RNA polymerase II. Gene Ontology annotation, cellular component: nucleus. Lineage: Eukaryota; Metazoa; Arthropoda; Insecta; Hymenoptera; Braconidae. The transcript is spliced from 2 exons. Bases 1 to 1503 code for a protein of 500 amino acids. The record is from RefSeq and is a predicted model, not a curated record.